GCAAAGCACUGUGAUCAAGAUGAAUACUUUUCUGCUGGUCCUGUUUUUCGGAGCUUCAGUCGCUUUGGCAGAAUCUCCUUUUGGGCUCUCAGCUCUAGAUGAACUCUCAGACGAGGGGAGUGAAGAAAUCAUUGGGGAAUUUGCAGAUGUGGAAAAUGACCCUCACAACCCUUUCCCCAAGAAGAUAAUGUGUCUUAUAGCACUCAAAAAAUGCAAGGCAAUUUUUGAAAAGUGCCGUCCCAAGCCGACCCUUCCCGAGCUGGCACGCGAUGAAUUCUCAGAUGAAAAUGAUCCGCAUUACAUACCGAGUGGUCCACCCAAGCCGGUAAACUGA
Molecule: messenger RNA, 334 nt
Organism: Pocillopora verrucosa
Lineage: Eukaryota; Metazoa; Cnidaria; Anthozoa; Scleractinia; Pocilloporidae
Source: RefSeq, a predicted model, not a curated record